GGCCGGGACGCGGCGGCCGGAGUUAGAGAUGCUGCCCGGCUGAGCGGCGGGACGAGCGGGCCAGCCUGCGCGCGAGGUGCCCCCGGCGGGUCGCCGUCCUCGCCGCUGCGACCAUGGCCAUCGCGCACAUCGCCACCGAGUACGUCUUCUCGGACUUCUUGCUGAAGGAGCCGUCGGAGACCAGGUACAAGGGGCUGCGGCUGGAGCUGGCCCUCGACAAGCUGGUCACCUGCAUCGCCGUCGGGCUGCCGCUCCUCCUCAUCUCGCUCGCCUUCGCGCAGGAGAUCUCCAUCGGUACCCAGAUGAGCUGUUUUUCUCCAAGCGCAUUUUCCUGGCGUCAGGCUGCAUAUGUGGAUUCCUACUGCUGGGCUGCAGUUCAACAAAAGCAGUUGUCCCAGAGCGAAUCUGGGCAUCUUCCACUCUGGCUUCAUAAAUUUUUCCCAUACAUCCUUCUGCUGCUUGCAAUCUUGCUGUACCUGCCAUGGCUCUUUUGGCGUUUCACCGCAGCACCCCAUCUGUCUUCGGAUCUGAAAUUUAUCUUGGAAGAACUUGACAAGGCUUAUAACAGAGCCAUCAAAGCUGCAAACAGUUGUCGUAACUGUGAUGCCAGAGACACAGCCAGCUCCCCGCCUGCCAUUGAAAAUAUUGCACAGAGUUUAUGGGAGAUCUCUGACAGCCACUUUAAGUACCCUAUUGUGGAACAGUAUCUGAAGACCAAGAAGGGCUCCAAGACCUUAAUCAUCAAGUACAUUGUUUGCCGUUUGCUAACACUGAUUAUUAUCCUCUUUGCUUGCCUCUUCCUGGGUUAUUAUAUCAGUCUUUCCUCGAUGACGGAUGAGUUUGUUUGCAAUGUCAAAACUGGGAUACUAAAAAAUGACACAAGUAUUCCAGAACGAUUUCAAUGCAAAAUGGUUGCUGUUGGUAUCUUCCAGCUGCUGAGCUAUAUCAACUUCAUUGUGUAUGUGCUCAUCACACCACUGGUGAUCUACGCCUUCUUCAUUCCAUUCAGGCAGAGCUCAGACAUUCUGCAAGUGUAUGAGCUUCUGCCGACGUUUGACGUCCUCAAAGUCAAAGCAAAGCACUACAAUGAUAUGAGCCUCUACCUGCUCUUUCUUGAGGAAAAUGUGAGCGAGCUGAAAUCUUACAAGUGCCUCAAGGUUCUGGAGAGCCUCAAAGGCAGUGGGGAGAGGUUUGAUGCACUGCAGCUCCUGAGGAACCUUGGCUCAAUUAAAAUGGACGCUGUGGAUGCCAAGCCAAACACCAUCCCCAAGGAGUAUAGAAAAAAGGCUGAAGUGGAAAUGUCUAACGAUGCAGCAGAAUUAAAAGAUCUGGCUGACCCACAAUUGCCUGAUGACUCAGAAGGAACAAGUAAAGAUGGCAAACUUCACCAGAGGCUUCUAGAUACUCCUUGCUGAUGGAUUCAGUUCAUGGUUGACAAGUGCCGAAAGCUGUUCUUAACUGCCCAGGCAUAAAGCCAUAUCUAUUACACCACAUGGCCUUCCCAUUGAGUUUACAAGGACUGGGACGGAAGGGCAAAUAAUCAUUUGAAAAUAUUUGAGCUGUCUGUGUUUACAUGUCUACAGUUUACAUGCAUAUUGUGCCUAGAGGUACAUUGAUGGGAUGAACUAUGUCAAUUCUGUGAGGGGGGAAAGGCUGGAGUUCACAUGCUGACUAUCGAGGGAGUAGUCAAUUUGAAGGAAAAAGCAGUAGCAAAGUAGACUACUUCAUAUCGGUUUCACAAGUGUGCAGAUGUCAUUUGAUCUCUUCUCAGCUCAUUAUUAUCCAGUAUCUUCAGCCAUAACAGAGUAUCCAGAUUGGGUCCCCAAAUAACUGACCCAUUGAACAGCAAUCAGUACAACAGUUGAAAACCUAAUAAUGUCAUUACAAAUACCCAUUGUGUAAAUAAGUCAAAUACCUUAUAUUAUGUUCCUUGGCCUGUACCACUUUGAAUAAAACUACGGAAGCAAACAAGAUUCUCCACAAGCAGCUCCAUGGAUAAAGGUGUCAGUUACACUUCUCAGUUGUGUCAAUCUUCCAUGAGAUUGUACAGUUCAAUCCAUGAGAUGGAGAACGGUGACUAUCUACAGCUGGCUGAACUCCUACUAUCUCGGCUGUUAACCAUGCUGGGAUCAGAAGCUGGGAGUGGUACUUCAACAACCUUUGAAAACCCACAGCUUCCAUGCAACAUGCAAUACAAUAUAUUCUGAUAAUACCACCCUUUACAGAACUAUCUUAAAGUUAGUAGCUUCAGGAUAGUGGAAUGGAAUACAAAAGAAAUGGAAAUGCUCCCUUAUCUCCAGAUAUACUGUAUGCGCCUGCCUGGUUUUUCUAUACUUCACUGCUAUAUUCUUGAAACCAAACUAUUAAACAGCUAGAACUGGCAGGACUAUAUUUGCAGCUUGGACCAAGACAUGUAGAGAGUAGCCUAAUCAAAUGGAGUAAUACCAGCUUUGUACUCUUCUACAGUGUAGGUUGAUUUUUGCAAGAAAACCUACAAAAAGUUGCUCUUUCAAUGGCUUAUGGAGACCAACUUAUGCACCAGCAAAAUGCUGUCUUUAUCUGAAUGAAAUAUGCAGAAGGUAGAAGUCUCCUUGAUUCUUAAUGAAUCCAUGAACAGUUU
Candoia aspera is the source of this 2620-nucleotide messenger RNA. It is a transcript of the gene PANX1, whose product is annotated as pannexin 1. Gene Ontology annotation, molecular function: wide pore channel activity. Bases 114 to 1415 code for a protein of 433 amino acids. Gene Ontology annotation, cellular component: plasma membrane. Gene Ontology annotation, biological process: positive regulation of interleukin-1 production; monoatomic cation transport; cell-cell signaling. The record is from RefSeq and is a predicted model, not a curated record. The transcript is spliced from 5 exons. NCBI's taxonomy places the organism in Eukaryota, Metazoa, Chordata, Lepidosauria, Squamata, Candoiidae.